CUUGCUGGUCUGCUGCACAAGUUUGCUGGUUUGCUGCCCACAGCGACAAAAGGACGACGACGGCUGCCCGACGGCGCGGGGCGGCACAGGAAGUACUAUCAGGCCUUGAGUCGAGGCGCCGGGUGGCGUUUGGCAGCCCCGUAUGCGGCGGCAGUGCGCAAACCGUGCAGCGGCUCUAGUAUGUUACACCUAGCGCAGCGUGAUUGCCUCGAGUGCCGCUGGACGCUUGGAGCUCAGCCGAUCGGGGGGCUGACUCAUCCCAUUAACGUGUGUGGAGCCCACCGACCGCCCGGACCAGCGUGACCCCUGCUCGGUCGACGACGAGACGCUUGGGAGGCUGCCAGAGCCCGGCGUGCCGAGGCUGCACGUCGGGACGAGUUGUAACAGACCUGUGGCCGAAGCUGCCUGUCGGGACGAGAGCGGCGCUUGGCGCGGGCAGAGUUAUCGCAGGCGUGAGCGGGGCCGCCCGUCGGGAGGAUGGCCCGCCGCCUCGUGGGCUGCCUCCUCGCGCUCCUGGUGCGGGGCGACAUCGACUAUGCGGAGAUAAGUUUCUACCCGCCGCCGCCCGAGAAGUGCGCGCCGACCGAGAUAACACUAACCUUCGAGAUUGCGGGCGGCCUGCAACACCUGGACACGGUCUACUUCUACCUAAACCAAUUUACCAGGGGCGGGUGUAAUAAUGGCAACGGCGGGAAGAUCAGCGACGGCCUCGUGCUGCUCGGCGCGCCGUCGGGCAACGACGAGUGGCAGGCCGAGUACUACGAGGGGAGCGUCGACAACAUGUACAACGACUCGUAUAUCAUCCUCAAGGCGAAAUAUGACGUGAUCGGCACGGCGGGCUACCGGCACACGGUCGUCAUCGACGCGUCGAACGACAUCCGGCCGAACUGCGGCUCGCCGGCGAACAGCUCACUGAUGCGCGUCAAAGGCUUCGUCUACAAGGACGCCAAGGCCCAGUACAUCCGGCCGGUCAACAAGUCGGACGCCGUCGACCUGACAUGCUACAUGACGGACACGCGUCUCAAGUUCCGACCGGCGAUCCCUAAGGAGUCAGCGCAGAUUGAGGUCCGUUUCCGCAGUGCGAAUCAGUGCAUAAAUCAAAUUGUCGCGGCGCGUCUCUGAAUCCCCGACUCACUGGUUGACUUGAACACAGGCGCGAUCCACCUCUACGUCGGCGACCGCGUCCGCGUUCAGAUGGCUGGCUGGACCUCGGGGAAGGCUGAUGGCAUACCCGGGAGCGAUGACUACUACGUAGCGGUCCGCGACGACCUGGCAGUCAUCGGCAACUCGACGUGGCUCUCGGGCUCGUGGGAGGAGGGCUGCUGCUACGAGGCGCACCGCGCGGGCUUCCUGAACUCGACGCUCGUGCUCACGGCGCUGCAGUACAUCCGCGCCGGGACGACCGUCGAGGUCAUCGUGCCCCGGCAGCAGCUCCGGCCGCAAUGCGGCAUGCCCGGGCCCUACGUAAACCAGACCAUGUCCGUGCGCCGGGCGGGCCAGCGGGUCUACGAGUACGUCAAGAAGGCGUACCCUGAGAAUACUCUAGACGGUGCAAUUGAUAAUGCUGUUACAACUGUUACGCUGGCUACCGGUGGUCAUACCGCUCUCGGUGUCGCUCAAAACUCCUACAUCUUAAUUGGCAGCGAGGUUAUGUUAGUGAGUGGCGCUGUAUCUAGUGAAGCUUUGACCGUAACCCGAGCUCAAGCCUCAACGACUGCUUCUGCACACGUUGACGGAGCGAAAGUAUAUCUCUUGACGGAGUCGACCCUCGACGGAGCCCUUGCUGAUAGUGCCACGACCGUUAAUGUGGAUCUCAACACCGGCGGUCUCGGCGCGGCUGCGAACACCUGUGUGGAAAUCAACCAGUGUGUCGGGUGCACGCGAUAAUUCUUCACUAAGUCAUUUCUCGGCGACUACGUGGCCGCGCUGGCUCCGUCGAGCGGUGGGGAACCGGCAUCGCCACGCCAUCGAGCAGGCGUCGCGUCGAUGGCGUGGAGGUCGACGCGGCGAUUCAGGACGAACGUGCCGUAAGACUUUGAUUUCCACACACAGGCGAACACUUAUAUACUGAUCGGAAGCGAAGUUCUCAAAGUCACGGCCGUCUCGACGAACUCUCUGACCGUAAUCCGCGGACAGGAUGGAACGACGGCUACUACACACCUCGACGCGGCGAAGGUGUUCCUGCUCAAAAGCAAUGUGAAAACAGUGAUGGAGCCCUACGCAAAACAGAUAACGGAGACAACUAUUAAUGAAGGCGCCGCCUUUAGCAAGAGUGAUACCACGCUUACGGUGACUUCUGGAACUACUCUUGGUGCGGUCGCCAACAGCUACAUCUUAAUCGGCAGCGAGGUUAUGUUGGUCACGGCCGUGUCUACGAACGAUCUUACAGUAACAAGGGGUCAAGACGGAACGACCGCGGCCGCGCACGCCGAUGGCGCGAAAGUAUAUCGCAUAACCCAGACGACUGUUAGUGAUGCCGGGGACGGUAAUGCGAACUUGGCUGCUGCUGAUACUACCCUUUCGGUGACUCUGAAUGAUCCCGGUCUGUUUGCGGCGGUUAAUUCUUACAUCCGGAUCGGCAGCGAGGUUAUGUUAGUUACGGCCGUCUCUACUAACGAUCUGACCGUGACCCGCGCCCAAGACGGUACGACGGCUGUUGAUCACACCGACGGGAGUAUGGUAUAUCGAUUAACUGAGUCAACUCUAGAUGGUGCACUUACUGAUAGUGCUACAACCGUAAAUGUGGACUUGAACACGGCUGGUCUUGGCGCGGCCGUGAAUUCGUACAUCCUGAUCGGCAGCGAGGUUAUGUUGAUAACUAACGUUGCUACUAACGCAUUGACCGUAACCCGGGCGCAACACGGGACAACUGCCGCGGCUCACGUGGACGGGGUAAAAGUGUUCCUCUUGAAGGACACGUUGGACCACACGCUGGAAAUCGAUUCGACGUACGUGUCAGGCGUCGAGGUCGUCGCGCCCCGGCCCAUCGACGAGGCCAACGCCAUCGGCGACGGCUGCAAGUCCCUCGGCUUCUGCACGGGCAAGGGCGAGUGCGACCACUGCACGUCCACGUGCCGGUGCCCGCACGCCCACAGCGCGGUGGACAACUCGUACACGUCGUACAGCUGCGAGGCGAUCAACUGUCCGACGGGCAUGGCUCCGACCGGUGUGGAAAUCGGCGCGCCGUCGAGCAGACGCAUUUAUGGCGCGGGGCAGACAUUCGAUUUCUACACAGGCUUGGGCCGAUCUGCCCUGGCAUCCCGGAGGCGCCGGCGACAACACGUGGGCCCACUACCGGCGGCUGCCCUGCUCGGGCGCGGGCCUCUGCACGGCCGCCGGCAAAUGCAGUUGUUUCGCGAAUUUCUUCGGCCCAGCGUGCGAGCGGCGGGUCUGCCCCGGUGGGAGCGCCGAGACGGGCGACUGCUCGGGCCACGGCACGUGCGCGACGAUGAAGCAGCUCUCGAUGCUGCCCAACGCGCUCCCGCUCUCGAAGAACAACGUCAGCGGCUACCACGCGGGCGACCACGUGCCCUACUACGAGCACCACGCGCACGGCCGCGACGACGGCACGUGGGACGCGAUGCGCCUCUACGGCUGCGUCUGCGACUCGUCCUGGCCCGUCGGCCUGGGGCCCGGCGAGACGCAGGAGCCCGAAUAUUUUGGACCGACCUGCGCGGCGCAGCACUGCCCGUCGGGCGACGACCCGAUGACGGCGCGCGACGAGACGAACUGCACGGGCGUGCUCGCCAAGGGCGGUCACGGCGUCGGCGAGCCCGGCAACCUCUGUCACGUCGACUGCUCGAACCGAGGCUUCUGCGACCACGAGACGGGGCAGUGCAAGUGCUUCCAGGGCUUCUACGGGCACAACUGCCACUACAAGGACGCGCUCGCCGUGCAGAUCGAGAUUUAAGAAUUUUUGAUUGU
Messenger RNA from Pelagomonas calceolata, 3924 nucleotides. The record is from the annotation of a GenBank genome assembly. Lineage: Eukaryota; Pelagophyceae; Pelagomonadales; Pelagomonadaceae.